Messenger RNA from Guillardia theta CCMP2712, 489 nucleotides. RefSeq lists its product as hypothetical. The transcript has 5 exons. Gene Ontology annotation, molecular function: D-tyrosyl-tRNA(Tyr) deacylase activity. Gene Ontology annotation, biological process: tRNA metabolic process. The coding region runs from base 1 to 489 and encodes 162 amino acids. Lineage: Eukaryota; Cryptophyceae; Pyrenomonadales; Geminigeraceae. Gene Ontology annotation, cellular component: cytoplasm. The record is from RefSeq and is a predicted model, not a curated record.
AUGCGGUGUGUGAUUCAGCGAGUGACGUCGGCAUCGGUCAAGGUAGACGGCGAGACAGUGUCAAGCAUUCACAGAGGUCUGUGUGUCUUGGUGGGACUCUCGACUGAGGACAAGCGCGAAAGUCUUGAAUGGAUGUCAAAGAAAUUGUUAUCUGUGAGGUUUUUCGAAGGAGAAGAUGGAAAAAUGUGGAAGAGAAAUGUGCAAGAGAUUCAAGGGGAAAUCUUACUCGUCAGUCAAUUUACUCUACAUUUCAGGCUUGUUUUCAUGCGAUCCUCUGACAGACAUUGUACUGACAGCCUGCAAGGCUCAAAGGUUCGAACUUGGAUUUUUCAAAGAGCAUGUCGACAGAAGCUGCUCGAGAGAUGUACCAAGGUAAAAGAUGGAAAAUUUGGAGCUAAAAUGGAAGUUGAAAUCUGCAAUGAUGGGCCUGUAUGUGCAUGUUUCAUUUCACAUUCCACUCACAGAGCUGCAGGUCACAAUGCAGAUUGA